Molecule: messenger RNA, 1863 nt
Organism: Ornithodoros turicata
Lineage: Eukaryota; Metazoa; Arthropoda; Arachnida; Ixodida; Argasidae
Exons: 1
Coding region: 1-1863 (620 amino acids)
Source: RefSeq, a predicted model, not a curated record
AUGCUUGCGGGAGGCAGGGUCUUUAGCGUGUUAGACUUGUUUUCAGCCUAUUUGCAGGUACCGCUCUGCAACGAUGCCAAACCUUUACUCACGGUCAACACUCAUCUAGGACUGUUUGAGUACCAAAGACUUCCUUUUGGAAUUGCGAGUGCGCCAGCUAUUUUCCAGGCAAUGAUGGACCAGGUCCUGGAAGGUAUCCCAAAUGUAGGAUGUUAUAUAGACGACAUUAUUGUCACAGGCAGGAACAUAAAGGACUGCUACAAAACGGUCACACAAGUUCUGCAACGAUUAAAUGACUACAACAUCACUCUAAAAGCAGGAAAAUGUCAGUUCUUCCGUGACUCAGUCGUUUAUCUCGGCCACAGGGUUUCAGCUGAAGCAAUCUAUCCGAUAGCAGAAAAAGUGAAGGCUAUCAGGGACGCACCAGAGCCAACCAACAUUACAGAAUUGAGAGCCUACCUAGGACUCCUCAACUUCUACGCCAAGUUUUUGAAGAAUUUGGCAACGGUGGCAGCGCCUCUUUACGAAUUGCUGAAGAAAGACAAACAGUGGCACUGGACAAAAGGGUGCAAGAACGCUUUCGCAAAGACCAAAGAGAUGAUUCUCAGCAGCGAAGUGCUCACGUUUUAUGAUGUGAAUAAGCCAAUUGGACUAAGCUGUGACUCAUCUGCUUAUGGUCUAGGGGCCGUCAUCUUCCAUGAAAUGCCAGACGGAAGUGAACGACCAAUCGCGUUCGCGUCCCGCACACUUUCAAGCAGCGAACGCAAUUAUGCACAGGGCGAGAAGGAGGCGCUGGCACUCAUCUUCGGCUUGCGACGUUUCCACCGAUACCUGUAUGGACGACGUUUCAGCAUCUACACCGACCAUCAACCCCUUCUCGGUUUACUGGGACACGAUAGACCUGUGCCAUCCUUAGCUGCCGCCAGAGUUCAGAGAUGGGCAAUGACACUGGCCGCGUAUCAAUAUCACCUCAAGUAUAGGAAUGGUCGGAACAUGGAAGUAGCAGAUGCGUUAUCGCGCCUGCCGUUAUCCGUACAAGAGAGAAGGGACGAACCAGACUGUUUAGCUGUGUUCGAUGCAACGCCCCUGACUGCAGCGCAAGUUGCAAUGGAAACUAAGCGAGACCCGCUUCUCAGUGGGGUCGUCCAGUAUGCACUAACCGGUUGGCCAAGCAGGUACCCCCAAGAAAUGCAGGCAUUCUUUGCGCGCAGAGAUCAGCUAUCAGUGGAACAGGACUGUUUGACAUGGGGCUACAGGGUCAUUAUCCCGAGGAGCUUGCAGCCUGCCGUGCUGUCGCUAUUACACGAAGUUCAUCCAGGCAUGACGCGGAUGAAGAUGUUAGCGAGGUCAUAUGUUUGGUGGCCUGGUCUAGACAAAGAUCUAGAGAGCACAGUACGGAGCUGCAAAAUCUGUCAAAGUGUUCUUCCGGCAAAGACUGUUGGUCCUUUGCAGCCCUGGUCAUACCCGACAAGAGUUUGGCAUGCUGAUCACCUGCGGAAGCGACGGGCCAUGGCACCAAGCACGUUUCGUACUCCAGAUCAGGACGUCGCAGGUGCUGCGUCUACCCCUCCGAGUAACGAACCCCAAACGUGGGAAAAUGUCGACACAGCGGAAUCGACGUCACGGGAGCCAGGGCAGUUUCAGCACGGCAGCUCACCAAGCCCCAUCCAGCAGCCGGGAUCAGCAACUGGCAGCGGAGACAUGAUGGACAGGGAUAAGAAAACGCCUGACUCCAGCUUCGCUGAGGAAGAGGCGCCCAGCUUCUCCGGCUGUCAGUCGUCAACACCAAUGCUGCGGAGAAGCACACGUGUUCGCACGGCUCCCGACAGAUACCGCCCGGACGAUUACACAACAAAGAACUAA